AUGGAUAUAGUUGACAGUCUAUUUAUGAAUGGCAGUAAUAUUACUCCUCCCUGUGAACUUGGACUUGAAAAUGAGACAUUUUUCUGCUUGGAUCCACCUCGUCCUUCCAAAGUAAAUUGGCAGCCAGCGGUGCAGAUUCUCUUAUAUUCCCUGAUAUUUCUGCUCAGUAUCCUGGGGAACACCCUGGUGAUCACCGUACUGAUCCGAAACAAGAGGAUGAGGACAGUCACUAACAUAUUUUUGCUCUCCCUGGCUGUCAGCGAUCUCAUGCUUUGUCUCUUCUGUAUGCCAUUCAAUCUCAUUCCUCACCUGCUCAAGGAUUUUAUUUUUGGGAGUGCUGUCUGCAAGACCACCUCUUAUUUCAUGGGCAUCUCCGUCAGUGUAUCCACUUUCAAUCUCGUUGCCAUAUCUCUAGAGAGAUACAGUGCGAUUUGCAAGCCCCUGCAGUCAAGGGUCUGGCAGACGAAGUCCCACGCGUUGAAGGUUAUUACUGCUACUUGGUGUCUCUCCUUUACUAUCAUGUCGCCAUAUCCGAUUUACAGCAACUUGGUUCCCUUUACCAAAUAUAACAACCAGACAGCUAAUAUGUGUCGCUUUCUGUUGCCAAGCGAUGUUAUGCAACAGUCCUGGCACACAUUCCUGCUUCUCAUCCUCUUUCUUAUUCCUGGUAUUGUGAUGAUGGUAGCAUAUGGAUUAAUCUCUUUGGAACUAUACCGAGGAAUAAAGUUUGAUGCCAGCCAGAGGAAAUCUUCUAGAGAGAGGAAAUCCAGCACGGGCAGCAGCAGCAAAUACGAAGAUGGCGAUGGCUGCUACCUGCAGAAAUCCAAGAAGAGGAAGAAGCUGGAGCUACAACAGCUGUCCAGCAGCAGCAGCAGUGUCAAGAUUGACCGAGCCCGGAGCAGCAGCUCAGCUGCCAACCUGAUGGCCAAGAAGCGAGUGAUCCGAAUGCUAAUUGUUAUCGUGAUCUUGUUCUUCCUCUGCUGGAUGCCCAUCUACAGCGCCAAUGCCUGGAAGGCCUAUGACACUGCCUCUGCUGAGCUGCUCCUCUCUGGGGCUCCCAUCUCCUUCAUCCUCUUGCUCUCCUACACCUCUGCCUGUGUGAACCCCAUCAUCUACUGCUUCAUGAACAAACGCUUCCGCCUGGGCUUCCUGUCUACCUUCUCCUGUUGCCCUCGUCCAAACCCUCCAGGAGUGAGAGGAGAAGUAGGUGAAGAGGAAGAUGGAAGAACCACCGGGGCGUCUCUGACCAGGUAUUCAUACAGCCACAUGAGCGUCUCUGUCCCUCCUACAUGA
Trichosurus vulpecula (common brushtail) is the source of this 1293-nucleotide messenger RNA. It is a transcript of the gene CCKAR, whose product is annotated as cholecystokinin A receptor. The coding region runs from base 1 to 1293 and encodes 430 amino acids. Gene Ontology annotation, cellular component: membrane. NCBI's taxonomy places the organism in Eukaryota, Metazoa, Chordata, Mammalia, Diprotodontia, Phalangeridae. The record is from RefSeq and is a predicted model, not a curated record. Gene Ontology annotation, biological process: neuropeptide signaling pathway. The transcript is spliced from 5 exons. Gene Ontology annotation, molecular function: neuropeptide receptor activity; cholecystokinin receptor activity.